Callithrix jacchus (white-tufted-ear marmoset) is the source of this 3308-nucleotide messenger RNA. Its product is annotated as olfactory receptor 8B12. NCBI's taxonomy places the organism in Eukaryota, Metazoa, Chordata, Mammalia, Primates, Cebidae. Gene Ontology annotation, cellular component: membrane. Gene Ontology annotation, molecular function: G protein-coupled receptor activity; olfactory receptor activity. Gene Ontology annotation, biological process: G protein-coupled receptor signaling pathway. The record is from RefSeq and is a predicted model, not a curated record.
GAGCUGCAACUCUGUAGCACUGGGACUGUGCAGGUGGCCCAGGCUAGGCGUCCUCAUCUGUGGAACGGGGAUGCAUGUAAUGCCACACGGCAUUUAAACAGUGCCUAUCCCAUAGUUAGUGCUCAGUAAAUGUUUCUUUUCUUCUCCCUCCCAUUCCCUUAAUUUCCACUAACUCCCCAGUGUGUAGCCUUUCUCUCUUUCUGAGCGACUUUUUCUUUUUCUCUCACAGACAGUCCUAGAGGAGAAUGCCUGCCAAGAACUCCUCGUCUGUGACAGAGUUUAUCCUCGCAGGCUUAACGGACCAGCCAGGACUCCAGAUCCCCCUCUUCUUCCUGUUUCUAGGUUUCUAUGUGGUCACUGUGGUGGGGAACCUGGGCUUGAUAACCCUGAUAGGGCUCAACUCUCACCUGCAUAUUCCUAUGUACUUUUUCCUCUUCAACUUGUCCUUUAUAGAUUUUAGUUAUUCCACUACCAUUACCCCUAAAAUGCUGAUGAGUUUUGUCACAAAGAAGAACAUGAUCUCCUAUGCAGGGUGUAUGACUCAGUUUUUUUUCUUCUGUUUCUUUGUCUUUUCGGAUUCCUAUAUUCUAUCAGCAAUGGCGUAUGACCGCUACGUGGCCAUCUGUAACCCACUGUUGUACAUGGUCACCAUGUCUCCCCAGGUGUGCUUGCUCCUUUUGUUGGGUGUCUAUGGGAUGGGGGCUUUGGGGGCUGUGGCUCAUAUGGGAAACAUAAUGUUUAUGACCUUUUGUGCAGAAAACCUUGUCAAUCACUACAUGUGUGACAUCCUUCCCCUCCUUGAGCUCUCCUGCAACAGCUCUUACAUAAAUUUGCUGUUGGUUUUUAUUAUUGUGACCAUUGGCAUUGGGGUGCCCAUUGUCACCAUUUUUAUCUCUUAUGGUUUUAUUCUUCCCAGCAUUCUCCACAUUAGUUCUGCUGAGGGCAGGUCUAAAGCCUUCAGUACCUGCAGCUCCCACAUAGUUGUGGUAUUGCUUUUCUUUGGGUCAGGAGCUUUUAUGUACCUCAAACCACCUUCUAUUCUACCCCUGGACCAGGGGAAAGUGUCCUCCAUUUUUUAUACUGCAGUGGUGCCCAUGUUUAACCCAUUAAUCUACAGCCUGAGGAAUAAAGAUGUCAAAGCUGCCCUGAGGAGAACCUUUUGCAGAAAAUUCUUAAAUGAUUGAGAAAGGGAAUCCAAACCUUUGUUAAUCAGGGUGUUUCUUUUCUUUUCUUUUCUUUUCUUUUCUUUUCUUUUCUUUUCUUUUCUUUUCUUUUCUUUUCUUUUCAGUGAGGGAACCAUUGCCAGUGCUUUCUCUGCUAUACUUGAGAAAAAUUUUAACUUUUAUUCUUAAGUGCUCUUAUUCCCUGCACUGCUUAUUCAACCCAACGAUUCCAAUUGUUAUUUCAUGAGAAUAGUUUCUACAAUUAUACAUCGUUUAAUCUUGAAUAGGCUUAUGGAACCAUUUUACUUCAGUCUCCUCAUACGAUACAUCACACUCAUAAAUAUUGUGUAAGCUGCCAAUGUACACACAUGUACCUGGUGCCAGAGCUGAAACUGGAGUCCGGGCUCUUGAAUUUUAAUCUACUCUGCUAUGUUUUCCUUCAGCUACAUUUUCUUGUUCCAUCUUUUCCCCAACUGAUUUCAUUUUAAAGUGUUUUUCUUUUUUUCAGAUGUCAUGUAACUUUCCAAGGGUUAAUUUUUGGAAUAACAUUUUUGCAAGAGUGUUGGAAGUGAAAAAUAUGGGUGAUGUGGUCUUGAUGAAAAGUUAAGAGAAAUUUUUAAAGAGUUUUGGGGUGUGUGAGUGAGAAGUAGUUUAGAUUUCUUAUAUAAUCAAGGAUGGUGACCAUGGAGAUGGUAUAGAGCCUUAAGGGUCAAGGCUAAUAAUAUAAGGCCUUCUAAGGCAUAGAUAAACAGGUUUGAAGGAGUUAAGUAUGCUAGAUACAGGCUUCAUUCUUUAUUUGAAAAUUAAGGGAGGUAGAAUUUGGAGCCUCACCUCAAGGGUCUGAAUAAUCUACAUUAAUAAUAGACAGCUCUGGGCAAGUGCUAUUAGAACCACAGCAACCAACUAGUUGUCAGGAGAAGCAAUUGCUAUUGUACUUUAAGACACUGCAUAUAUCUGUGACCUUCUGUUAAUAACAGUAGGGCAUAAAGGAAAGAGAUGGUGGUCUCAGGAGAGGUCAUAUAUUCACAGCAUUGGGUAAGUGUAAGUACAACUUUAUAUAAAGUAUCAGAAGAAUAAUGUUUUUGGUCUGAACACAUUACUAAUGGUAACAAUUCUUUCAGAAGUCAUGGCAUAUGAACUGUCUGGGAGAUAGUUUAAUUUACAAACUUAGGAAAGUUAUCUUCUAUUAGAAAAAGAGAAAGUUUGGAUUAAUGUUUAGCUUUUUCCUUUGAAAUGUUUCAGUUUAAUCAGGAUAUGGUUAAGGAAAUGAAAGUGUAGGGGAGGACUGUGUUUUGAUGCUAAAGGAGAGGAAUGAUUAUUAAAUUCGAGACACAUGUUUUGAGGGUGCAGUAGGAGUGGUGGAGAAUCAGUACAAUGAAAACACCCUACCCCUUCUUAAAUUGAAUCAUAAUUUUUGAAGUGAAGUGCACAAACAUUAACUGCUCAAUGAUUUUUUUUCACAUCUAUAAGGCUAUGAUUACAUACCUCCACCCAAAUGAAAAUACAGAAGAUUUUUAUCAUUUCAGAGUAUUCCUGCUGCUCUUUCCCAGUAAUUACUACUCCCUACGCUCUUCCUGGUGAUAUCCACUAUUCUUACUUUAUCAUCACAGUUUCAUUUUUCUCAUGCUUCAGCUUCAUAUAAAUGUUAAAUACUGCAUUUACUUUUUUAUGUUUCACCUAACAUAGAGAGUCAUGUGAGAUUCAUCCACAACACUGUUCUUGGUUACUGCGGUUUUAGUAUUCCGUUGUAUGAAGGUAGAGCAAUUUACUUAUCAAUUAUCUUCUUUAUGGACAUUUGCCUUGUUUUCAAUUUCUGUAUAUUAUUAAUAAAGCUGCUAUAAACAUUCUUGAACAUGUAUUUUGCUGCAAAUAUACACUUACUUUGUUUGGGCAUAUACCUAGAUGUACAUUUUAUGGGUCACAAGAUAGGCAUAUGUUUAGGCUUCUAAAAGCUAUCAAAUUGUCUCCCAAAAUAUUUAACCUGAUUUGCACUCCCAUCAACAAUUUCCAGAAAAGGAUACUCUUCAUCUUUAUGAACACUUGUUAUUUUCAGCAUUUCUCAUUUUAAUUACUCUGUUGGGUGUGUAGUACAAUGUUGCUUUAGUCUUUUAAAUAUUUCCCUAAUAAAUAAUGAUUUUUUUUUGA